Colias croceus (clouded yellow) is the source of this 5643-nucleotide messenger RNA. Its product is annotated as multidrug resistance protein homolog 49-like. Gene Ontology annotation, molecular function: ATP hydrolysis activity; ATP binding; ABC-type transporter activity. The record is from RefSeq and is a predicted model, not a curated record. The transcript has 24 exons. The coding region runs from base 227 to 4246 and encodes 1339 amino acids. Gene Ontology annotation, biological process: transmembrane transport. Lineage: Eukaryota; Metazoa; Arthropoda; Insecta; Lepidoptera; Pieridae. Gene Ontology annotation, cellular component: membrane.
ACUACCCAGCAGUAAGCUGCCAAGUUUCGCGCAGGGUUGACGUCCCCUACGUCCGCCAUAUUCACCCCGUUUUCCCGUUUCCGUAAAAUUUUCGCGCGCAACACGUUCGGAUAGUAGCAGCGGUCCUUAUGAAGGAAGUAACUACGAAACUCUGUUUUCAUCAUACUACAAAUUUGUUUUUUGGGGACAAUAAUUUCUACAGUAUACUAGAACUGUUGAGUCGAGAAUGAGACGCGAUGAAUCUAUAAAGAGCAUAACAAGGUUUUCGUCGACCCGCCGCAGCGAGCAACGGCCGGCGUUGACGCUCGGCCUCCGACAGAAUUCGCUGACUAUCAGCACACUCGCGCAGCAAGCGGCUUAUUUAGCUGAAAAGGCUCGGCAAACAGAAGCCGGGGAUCCCAAUCAACAAGCACCGCCUACUUCUUGGUUUAGACUUUUUCGAUUCGCGAAACCAUGGGAGCUCUUAAUACUCCUGUUCGGCUUGAUCUUUGCGUCUCUCAAUGGCCUGAUGGUGCCGGUCGGCGUGAUCGUAUACGGCGAGUUCACAUCGCUACUGAUAGACCGGACUGUGAUGACUGGGACUUCUACCCCCGUGCUGCUUAUAUCGUGGUUCGGAGGUGGAAAGCAGUUAACGAACGCAAGCGCCGAAGAGAACAGAUUAGCGUUGAUUGAGGAUUCCGCAGCUUUCGGCCUCGGGUGCUUCGCCUUCUCUGUCAUCCAGUUCAUAGUCGGGGCUAUCAGCGUCGAUCUGUUUAAUUAUGUCGCUUUAAAACAGAUCAAUAGGCUAAAAGAGAAGUUCUUGCAAGCUGUAAUAAGACAAGACAUCACAUGGUACGACCUGAACACUUCCAUGAAUUUUGCAACAAAAGUAUCAGAUGACGUAGAAAAAUACCGCGAGGGUAUAAGCGAGAAAGUGCCAAUGCUGGUGUAUCUCGUGAUGUCAUUCGUGACGGCCGUCAUAAUAUCGUUCGCGUAUGGCUGGGAACUGACGCUCGUCAUUCUGUCAUGCGCGCCCGUCAUUAUAGCCACUACUGCUGUUGUUGCUAAGAUUCAAUCGUCACUAACAACCCAAGAGCUAAAAGCGUACAGCGUAGCCGGAGUCAUCGCAGAAGAAGUAUUAUCAUCCAUAAGAACUGUGGUCGCGUUUGGCGGUGAAGAGAAGGAAAUUGAAAGAUAUUCGAAACGGCUGCACCCAACCCAAUCCAUGGGUGUUCGAAAAGGUGUCUUCUCCGGGAUAGGAAGUGGAGUGAUGUGGUUUAUCAUCUACGCGACAUACGCACUCUCCUUUUGGUACGGGGUCGGGUUAAUCUUGGAGAGUCGGCAAGAGGAACAGCCUGUAUAUACACCAGCUGUUCUGAUGAUCAUAUUCUUCAGCGUCCUACAAGGUGCUCAAAACGUUGGGUUAACAGCUCCCCACUUAGAAGCAAUGGCCUGUGCAAGAGCCUCUGCUGCUUCCAUCUUUGCUGUACUAGAUAGAAAGCCUCGAAUCGAUAGCCUUUCCACUGAAGGCACUAGACCUGAACUUAAUGGGGAUUUAGAGUUAAAGGACGUGUACUUCAAGUAUCCGGCGAGACCGGAUGUUCAGGUGCUAAACGGCCUAUCCCUCAAAAUAAACCGGAACGAAACAGUGGCCCUAGUGGGAUCUAGCGGCAGCGGCAAGUCCACAGUACUGCAGCUGCUCCAGCGCAUGUACGACCCGGACGCGGGGGCAGUGACCGCGUCGGGGCACGACCUGCGCAACGUGAACGUGAGGCACUACCGGGGGCACAUCGCCGUCGUGGGGCAGGAGCCGGUGCUGUUCGCGGGCAGCAUUAAGGAGAAUAUACGAAUGAGUAACCCGUCUUGUACUGAUGAAGAAAUAAUAGUAGCAGCUAAGCAAGCAUACUGUCAUAGCUUUAUCAAGAAUUUACCUAAUGGCUACGAAACAAUGAUAGGCGAGCGCGGUGCCCAACUCUCUGGCGGGCAGAAACAACGCAUCGCUAUCGCACGUGCUCUAGUUCGUCGUCCCAAGAUACUUAUACUCGAUGAAGCGACUUCUGCGCUUGAUUCGCACAGUGAGGCUAAAGUACAAAGGGCUUUGGAUGCUGCUUCACAUGGUCGGACUACGAUUAUGGUCAGCCAUAGGUUAGCAACAGUACUUAACGCAAAUCGUAUAGUAUUUAUCGAGAAGGGAGAAGUAGUAGAAGAAGGGACUCACGAAGAACUACUAGACCUAAGAGGGCGCUACUACCAGCUUGUAUUGCAAAACGAACCAAGCAUUGCACCCAAUCCCAACGCGCCUGAAGAACAAAAGAAACCUAACUUUGAUCCAACCGCAGAUACGAAGUUUCGUAGAGCGAAACUUCAGAAGCUGGAGUCUGUUGAUUCCAUCAAGAGUUCGUCAGCUGAUGACGAUUCUGGUUCGGAAGACAGUGUUGUUGUUGAUGAAGCACCGCAAAAGGACUUCGAACCAACAACUUGGCAGAUAUUGAAGUUAUGUGAGCCUGAGAAGUGGUUGAUGCUUAUUGGUGUGUUGGCGGCCGUUGCUGUGGGCUCGUCGUUUCCGUGCUUCGCUGUGCUGUUCGGUGAAACUUAUGGUCUUCUAGAAAGUAAAGACGAGGACUACGUUCGUUCAGGAACGAACGUGAUAGCGGUGCUUUUCCUCCUCGUCGGUGUGUACACGGGCUUCGGUAUCUUCUUCCAGAUAUUCAUAUUCAAUUUGACAGGCGUUAGACUUACUGCACGACUCAGGGUGGGCGCGUUCCGUGCGAUGCUGAAGCAAGAGAUGGGCUGGUUCGACGACUCGGUCAAUGGUGUCGGUGCGCUCUGUGGGAGAUUGGCUGCUGAUGCUGCUGCUGUGCAGGGGGCGACGGGCACACGCAUCGGCGCGCUAAUGCAAGCCACAGCGACCAUAUUCAUCGGCAUCUCCCUCUCACUGUACUACACGUGGAAGAUGACACUCGUGUCAUUGGUGUCGGUGCCGAUGGUGAUAGCGGCUGUAGUACUUGAGAGUAGAGUGUUAGCUGAGGGGAUAGCUACUGUUCGCGAGGCGAGCAAUCGCGCGAACACGAUAGCGACUGAGGCGAUUACGAAUAUACGGACUGUGUCUGCGUUCUGUGGAGAGGAAGGCGUGCUAGCCCGGUACCAAGCGGCGGGCGCCAGCGCGAGCGCAGCAGCGCGCGGGUCGAUGCGCUGGCGCGGCGCCGUGUUCUCGUUCGGGCAGACCGCGCCCGUCGCCGGCUACGCGCUGUCGCUGUGGUACGGCGGCGUGCAGGUCGCCAACAAGGAGGUGCCCUACAAGGAUGUCAUCAAGGUGUCGGAAGCGCUAGUGUUCGGCGCGUGGAUGAUGGGGCAGGCGCUCGCGUUCGCGCCCAACUUCGGCGCGGCCGUGCUCGCCGCGGGACGAGUCAUGACGCUGCUCGCGCGCAGGCCAAGAGUGGAGACCACGCAUGCGCCUUCUGUGCCCGAGAACUUUGUAGCCGAGGGCAAGAUCCAGUACAAGCACAUAAAGUUCCGCUACCCGACGCGGCGCGAGGUGGAGGUGCUGCGCGGGCUGUCGCUGGUGAUCCCGCGCGGCAAGCGGGUCGCGCUCGUGGGGCCCAGCGGCUGCGGCAAGUCCACGCUGCUGCAGCUGCUGCAGCGGCUCUACGACCCGGACGACGGCGCCGUGUACCUGGACGAGCACAGCAUAGUGGGCGACAUGCGUCUAUCAACACUACGCGCGAACCUCGGCAUUGUCUCCCAGGAGCCCGUGCUGUUCGACCGCACGAUAGCAGAGAACAUCGCGUACGGGGACAAUUCCCGGGACGUGCCUAUAGAGGAGGUGGUCAAGGCGGCCAUGGCGGCUAAUGUGCACACGUUCAUUGCUGCGUUGCCAAGCGGCUACGACACACGUAUCGGCGCCCGCGCAUCCCAGCUGUCGGGCGGGCAGAAGCAGCGCAUCGCCAUCGCGCGUGCGCUCGUGCGCAACCCGCGCGUGCUGCUGCUGGACGAGGCCACAUCUGCGCUCGACACGCACAGCGAGAAGGUGGUACAAGAAGCUUUAGACCGCGCUAGCGAAGGGCGAACCUGUCUCAUAAUAGCCCAUCGUCUAGCGACCAUACAAAACGCAGAUAUGAUCUGUGUCAUCGAUAGAGGCGUGGUCAGUGAGAUGGGAACGCAUCAAGAGCUCAUGGCCCUGAAGAGAAUAUACGCACGAUUAUAUGAAUUACAAUGCGGUUUUGUGGAAGAAAGUGAAGAAAAUCUACGCGAGGAAGCUGAAAACUGAAUUUCCUAUAUUCUCACAAAGAAAAACUUUCACAUAUUAUAUACUCCCCGCAAAUAUCCUCUUAUAUGAACAUUAUCUGCCCAAAAAACCCAUAUCCUUUUCUCUGUAUGCACUGAAAAUUUCCCCAUUGCAAUAUCAACGUUCAAGCUCAAGUUCAAGCAAACAUGCGUCUUACAUAUUUUAGAUUUUUCCAUGACAUUUGCGAUGUUUAAACUUAAGUUAACAAUAUUUGGGUAUUUCGGGUAAUAUCCGAGGUUGUUGCAUCGAGAUGACUUGUUUUUAUUAAGCUUGAAUAAGUUUUUUACACAAUAUGACAAUAAUUGUAGAACACUAAAAAUUAAUAUUUCAGGAUAAUUUCAAACUUGGGAAAAACCCAAACUUGUCAGAAACUAUGGUCAGUUGUGUUAAAGAUUUGGAUUUGACUGCAAUAGAAAUAUAUUUUAAUUAAGUCCUAAUCUGUAAAUUUCCCAAUGCAUACAUUUUAUACUAGGUAAGAAUAUAACUAUAUAACAAACACAGUACCUAUGAUGAAAAAAAAGGAUACCAAGCGGAAAUAAUACUAAAAUUUUUCUUGUCGCGUCUCAACUCGAAAUAAAACUUGCGAAAUUGUAUUUGUUUCAAUAUUGUCUAGUCAAAAUUAUUUUGUAUAACAUUAAAGAUAAUAAAGAACCUAUGAAACAUUAUUAACGUUUUCUAUGCACUUUAAAAUUUCAUAAUGAGACAAUAUUUUAAUGCCUUUUAUUGCAUAAACUUUUAAUUUCAGAGUUUCUUUUAAAAUAAAUACUCAGACUAGAAGAAUGCUUUUGAUCGUUUAGUCCUGAGUUUACUACCUACCUAAAUGUAGGUUAAAAAAUAAGAGGUAAUAAAAGCAUAAAAGGGAAAUACAAAAUCUACAUUAAAAAUUUGCAACAUUAGAAUAAAUUUAAGUAGUAAGUACCUAUAGGUAGUAAAUUUGUACCUACAUUUCAAUACGCCGAAGCCAAAACUGCAAGUUCUUAAGGAUUUCAGAAACCUUAAUGAAUAUCAAGCUUACUAAAUAAUUAAAUAUAGGCUAUAUACUUUUGUAUUUCAAAUAAUAUUUUAUAUAAAAAAUGUAAUAUAAAGUUUGUAGCGAAUGCUUUAAUCAUAUCGUGCCUUUCAUUUAAUCAUGUGUCUUAAUUAAUGCCUAAAUAGAUUAGGAAAAAAUUUGUCCAUUAACUGUUGGUAAAAACAAUAAAAAAACAUUUGCUUUAAAAGUUAUAUGCGUGUAAUUAGCAUUUCUAGUGUUAGGAGAAUGUUUAAAAUCGUGCUCAAUAACAGUAUUUGUAAAGAAUAUUUUUAUAUUAUACGUAAAUAAUCUGUUUUUGAUUAGUUUAAUAGUUAUUUGUAAAUAAAUAUAUUAAAAUCCUAAGUAUCAA